AUGUCCGACGAACCAUCGCUGGAAGCCACAGAUAUGUCGUCAGACCUUUCAACUAUAGAACUACCGAAAACCCAAUCGCAGGUAUCAAAAGAAGAUGCUCAAGUACAACUUUUACAACAGUUACAAGAACAAUUGAAACUACAACAGGAGCUCCUUAGCUAUCAACAUGAAAUCUUGCAACAGCAACAGCAACAGCAACAGCAACAACAACUACAAUCCCCGGCAUACCCCAGCAACGCACAACCUCCACCACCAUAUCAGCAAAACACCCAUUGGAGCUUUACUCAGGGUUUAGUUGUGGGCCAGUUGAGUGUCGUUUUCAUUGUCAUUAUAUUUAUUAAAUUUUUUGUAUUUGCUGAUUCGUCAACCACACCGACAAAGACGGUUAUACGUGAUGCAUCCGGCGUUAUAGUGAGACGAGAUAAGAAGCAAAAUAACAACAGACGCAAGUCGUACCUAAACCCCGAAGAAGCCGAUGCGUCAGCUGAAGAUGAGCGAUUGUUGAGUAACCGAGCCAAAGUUUCGGCAAUAUUGGAAAAGACAUAUUAUGACGUUCACAAUCAUGCUCCGGAAUCACUCGACUGGUUUAAUGUUCUUAUAGCUCAGACCAUAUCUCACUUUAGAACAGAGGCAUUGCUAGCUGACAAUAUCUACCAUUCACUAAGUGACUUUCUCGAUACUGCUGAACUACCUGAGUUUAUGGAUAAAAUCAGCUUAACUGAAAUAGAUAUCGGUGAUGACUUUCCAAUUUUUUCCAAUUGUCGUAUAAAGCAAAGCAGUGAAGACACGGGUAGAUUGGAAGCCAAGAUUGAUGUUGAUUUGUCGGAUACGUUGACCUUGGGGGUCGACACCAAACUUUUGUUGAAUCAUCCACGCCCAUUAACAGCAGUCUUGCCGGUAUCUCUAGCCGUGUCGUUGGUCAGAUUUUCUGGGUGCUUGACCGUCUCUUUGAUCAAUACUAAUGAUCAAGAAUUUGCUGAUCUGAAGAAUCUUGAAGACAAUAAGAGCGAAGCACUGAGCUCUACUUCUAAACACAGUAAAGAGAGCAGUGGUGGAGUCCAACAACAGAACCAGCAGAAAAGCAAAGAUAUCAAUAAAGAGAGUGGCAAUGACAAUGGCACCGCUUUGAUGUUUUCAUUUUCUCCUGAUUAUCGAUUAGAAUUUGUCGUCAAGUCUUUAAUUGGAUCAAGGGCCAAAUUGCAAGACGUGCCGAAAAUCUCUGCACUAGUUGAGAAUCGGUUACGCUCUUGGUUUAUUGAACGGUGCGUUGAACCCAGGUUUCAAGUUGUUCGAUUACCCUCAAUGUGGCCAAGAACUAAAAAUACAAGAGAGCCAGUAAAGACCAAAGAAGGUGACGAAAACUAA
Molecule: messenger RNA, 1365 nt
Organism: Lodderomyces theae
Lineage: Eukaryota; Fungi; Ascomycota; Pichiomycetes; Serinales; Debaryomycetaceae
Product: ERMES complex subunit
Exons: 1
Coding region: 1-1365 (454 amino acids)
Biological process (GO): phospholipid transport; mitochondrion organization
Cellular component (GO): endoplasmic reticulum; ERMES complex
Molecular function (GO): lipid binding
Source: RefSeq, a predicted model, not a curated record